CGUUUUGACAAGCAUUUUUGGCCUGCUAAGGAAUCGUUAAUUUAAUUGGGUCGCGCUGAUAAGCCCAUGACAGACUACAUUACAGUGAUUCGAUAGCCCGAAAGCUGUGACCGGAUGUAGAUGAGAGAGACAUUUUCGUGUAGAAGAGAAAAAAAAAUGUGGAAGAAAGACAAAUGAGAUACGAGAGGAUAGUUUACGUCAAAUUUCCAUCCGCUUUUGUACGUUCGAGUUUUUAUCACAGUUUUUCCAAUAGAGCGUGUGAGAUAUUUAAUGAACAUUGUCAAGUGACAUUGGGGGGAGGGGAAUCCAUUGAUUAGUAAUCGUAAUGGCUAAUUCAUAUGACAUUGAUGAAACUCCUGUACCAGAAUUGCCAGCGAUUCAGCAUGAUAUUCAAAGAGGCAAGAUGUUUCUCAUGAGACGUAGCAGCGAGUCUGGUGAUUGUUUGUACGACCAUUUAUCAGAGUUAUUGGCGAAAAUUCUAUCAGAAAGGCCCAAGAAUGCGGUGGACUUAUUCGAAAACUACAGUAAAGAAUUAAAAGAAGAAAGACUGAGAGUAAAAUCGAAUCUUCACGAUCUGUACCUUCCACCACCCGAGUACACCGAAGCGGAAAAGCUUAUUAAACUUUUCCGAGUACCGAGAGAGAACGAGAAUUAUGUAAAUGAGUUGAACGAUGAAACUGAAAAUGUACCGCCGGACUUGAUGGAUUUAUUUUCUUAUCUCGAGAAUAUCGAUGUUGGUUUUCCCAAGUCUGAUAUUGUAAUCUUAAAUUUGACCAUUAGGAGACUCAUGAGAGAACAACCGAUCAUCAACGUCAGAUUUUGGGGUAAAAUACUUGGAAAACCGUUGAAUUACUAUGUAGUAGAGGGAGAAUUGUCGCAGUCGGAGAUUUCACGUCGUCUUGAGCAAUUGGAGACAGGUGGGGUCGAGAAGCGAGAUGAGAGCAAUGAGAAGACUAUUGAUGAGGAUGAAAGAGACGUUGAGGAUUCUGGUGCGAAUGUUAGUGGAGAGGAUUAUGAGGAUGAAAGGAGCACUUUAGAAUCCGUGUUUCCAGCGUUGGAGGAGGGUGAGGAGAGGGUUGUCAUUCCGAGCGAAGCUAUUGGAACUGGAGCAAAUAAAAAAGUUUAUUUUAUUUGCAAUUCGCCGGGACAGGAUCCCUGGGUAGAACUCCCCCCAGUCACGCCAGAGCAAAUCAUCAUCUCGCGGAAAAUUCUCCGUCACUUCACCGGGUGUCUGGAGACCCCCAUUUCCACGUACCCGGCGUAUCCGGGAGUUGAAAAGAAUUAUUUGAGGGCCCAGAUUGCAAGAAUCACUGCAAGUACUUCAGUCUCGCCAAUUGGAUAUUUUACAUUUAGCAAGGAUGAGGAAGAGAUUGAAGAAGAGGAGAUAGAUGAGGAGGAGGAAGAGAAUGAGAAUGGUGGAGAAAUAUCAGUGAAUCCUCAUUACGAUCCCCUUCCCACGAAAGAGCUGACGGAUUCAUCUCUAGCCAACUGGUGUCACCACGUCGAUUACAUCCUCGAACAGGGUCGAACGAUCUGGUGGAAUCCAGGGGGUGAAGAAUCACCUCAGGAAGAACUAGAAGAAGAGGAAGAGGAAGAUGAAUCUGAGGAGGACUCCGAAAAAAGCGAGGAUAAAAAGAUUCCCAAGGAAACGGGGCCGUCUCUACUGUCACCUUUAUCAGAAGACAGUCUGAUUGGCACGAUUCCACCCUGGACCACUCGUUUGUCCUCCAGAAUCCAAGAAGAUACAGCAUUCGCGGUCGUGAGGUCCAACCUCUGGCCAGGAGCUGUUGCGUUCGCCAAGGACAAGAAAUUCGGCAAUUUUUACGUGGGGACUGGCCAUAAAUUCAGCAUCGAAUCCUAUGCACCACCGGUGAUGCCUGCUGUGCAGGAGCAGUAUCAGGUUGGCCCUGAGAUCAUGGAGAUGAUUGAGCCGAGCUUCGAAGCGGAAGAGGCUUAUCGAAUCGCCCACUUGCCACCCACGAAACUGGCUGAUGCGGGUGGUGAGGAGGAUGAGGAGAGCGAAGACGGGGAGGAUGAGGAGGAUGAGGACGGGGACGUGGAUGAAGAUUCUUUGAACAAUUGAAUAAUCUUGCAGAUUUAAAAAAAACACGUCAUCUGUAAUGAAAUAAUUCCAUUACGCAUCCACAC
Molecule: messenger RNA, 2148 nt
Organism: Fopius arisanus
Lineage: Eukaryota; Metazoa; Arthropoda; Insecta; Hymenoptera; Braconidae
Gene: Rsph4a
Product: Radial spoke head protein 4a
Exons: 11
Coding region: 326-2083 (585 amino acids)
Biological process (GO): cilium assembly; cilium movement involved in cell motility; axoneme assembly
Cellular component (GO): axoneme; radial spoke
Source: RefSeq, a predicted model, not a curated record